AUGGCGAAUCCGCGCCUGGUAGUAAGUUCUACUACUAGUAGCAACAGCCGUGGUGCCACCAGUGGGGGAUUGAGGGCGUUAGAAGCAGAGGCGGCUGCUGUUGCGCUGUCUGUAAGGGGUAAUGAAGGGCAAGCGCCGGUCGCGUUGGUGGGAUCCUUCCGGGAAAUGGCCAGCAACCGUGAUGGGGGUGGUAUGAGUGCGUUAGAAGCAGAGGCGGCUGCUGUUGCGCUGCCUAUGAGGGGUAAUGAAGGGGAAGGAGGGGGAGUGGGAGGAGGGAAGAGAGGGGAGAGGGAGGGUGAGGGAAGGAGGGAACUGCAGCAUGGAUGGGCGAAAGGGGUUCGUGAAAUGGCGCGGGUAGCGAGUUUGAGUGGCGGUAUGGGGACUGUAGAAGAUAAGGCUGCUGCUGGUGCUGGUGCUGCUGGUGCUGCUGGUGCUGCUGGUGCUGCUGGUGCUGCUGGUGCUGGUGCUUCUGCUAAUCCGAGAGCCUCAGGUUCGGAACAGGAAGAGGAGGAGGUUAACAUGAUAGUGAUAAGCGAGGAGAGGCAUGCAGCGGGGGAGCAUGCGGCGGGGGAGCAUGCGGCGGGGGAGCAUGCAGCGGGGGAGCAUGCAGCGGGGGAGCAUGCGGAGAGGGAGCAGGCAGAGGGAGAGGAGCACUCUCUUCUUUCUGACCCAGACCUCAUCUCUCCGUCAGGCCUGCCGUUCUUAUCCAUUUCCCCCCGUCCAUCCUUCGGCCCUGCAGCAUCUACCCUCUCCCCCACCACCUCCCUCCCCCCCAACGCCUCACUCCCCCUCACCGUACCCUACUCAUCCACCCUCCCUUCUCACAGCCCUCGCAAAUUCAGUUCUGGCCCGCUCGCCUCCUCGCUGUCCCUGUCUCACGAGGUGACUGUUGAGUCGACUCAAAAGCCCCCCUGCAAGUUGGGUUCCGGUCCGCUCUCCGCCCUAUCCCGGACCCUGUCUCGCGAGGUGACCGUUGAGUCGACUCAAAAGUCCUCCCGCAAAUUCAGUUCUGGCCCACUAAUUUCCUCCCUCUCCCGGACGUUGUCUCGCGACGUCUCUGUAGAGUCGACUCAAAAGGCCCCCAGCAAGUUUAGCUCUGGCCCGCUCAUCUCCUCGCUGACCCGGACCCUGUCUCGCUCUCGCUUCAAGCACCUGCUCUCUCCGCUCCUCUCCAGCCCCUCCAAGCCUGGCACAGAGGCUGGGGAGAACGCCGUCGAGUCGACACAUGACGUACCACCACACGAUUGUGGUACGGAUUUCGGGGUAGCCUCGGGGGCAGGUUUGGGUCUGCCGAAGCAUGUGCCUCGGACCCGGUCCGCAGUGGAGGCUGGGCAGGGAGAUUCCAAGGCUCGGCAGAACUGGUUGAAGGUGUUGCGUUUGCCCAGGGCUGGGGUGCCGAGUGGAGGCUCUAAGGGGUGA
Closterium sp. Naga37s-1 is the source of this 1419-nucleotide messenger RNA. Lineage: Eukaryota; Viridiplantae; Streptophyta; Zygnematophyceae; Desmidiales; Closteriaceae. The record is from the annotation of a GenBank genome assembly.